UUUUUUUUUUUUUUUUUUUUUAUUCCACACUUUUAAACAUCACACCAUGACAACGGCAGCUCGUCCCACAUUUGAUCCCGCACGAGGUAAUGAUAGCAAAGCACCUAGUUUCCAGUACAGUGCUCGAGACAUUGCCUCGCAUACGAAGCUCAAGUUCAGACAACCUGGACAAGGCACUGUGGAUGAAAUCGGUAAUCGCGAAGAGUUAUUAGCCGAGUUAAAAAGAGCGGAACAGGAAUACUAUGAAGAGAAGGAAGGAGGACCGUCUUCUUCAAGGUUGAUCCGACAAGACGAAGAACCGAAUCAUGAAAAGCAACAAUUGAUGGCUGAAGCAGAGAGGUUAGCCAAGCUAGAUAAAGACGAUAGUGAUCAAGACAGUGAUGGGGAUGCAAGUAGCAGUGACAAUGAUGAUUCAGACGACGAUGAUGAUUCCGAUGACGAUGACAAUGCAGCAGAAUUAUUAGCAACACUAAAGCGUAUUCGUCAGGAACGUGCUGAAGAAAAAGAACGUCAAGAGAUUAAAAUCAAGGAAGAGGAGCAGACCGAAAAAGAGCAAGAGGCAAUGGAAGGUAAUCCUCUCUUAAAUAUCGGACAGGAAAAACGUGACUUUAGUGUGAAAAGACGUUGGGAUGAUGAUGUUAUUUUCAAAAAUCAAGCAAGAGGUUUAGACGAUAAACCUAAAAAGAGAUUUGUCAAUGAUAUGUUGCGUUCUGAUUUUCAUCGCAAGUUCCUUCAUAAAUACAUUCAGUAAAGUACAUGAAAAUGACGUGGUUGUACAAAGCUGGGCAUUUUUUUUUUUUUAAUUCUGUACCGUAUGCUGCGGUUCCUCCACUCAACGUGCCAAAAAAAAAAAAUCUAUAAAUACUAGUCUAUUUUUUGUCGAUCCCUCUUUCUUUUCUUUAUUCAUUCU
Molecule: messenger RNA, 910 nt
Organism: Mucor mucedo
Lineage: Eukaryota; Fungi; Mucoromycota; Mucoromycetes; Mucorales; Mucoraceae
Product: Pre-mRNA-splicing factor Cwf15/Cwc15
Exons: 4
Coding region: 47-751 (234 amino acids)
Biological process (GO): mRNA cis splicing, via spliceosome
Cellular component (GO): catalytic step 2 spliceosome
Molecular function (GO): RNA binding
Source: RefSeq, a predicted model, not a curated record